This is a messenger RNA of Rhizophagus irregularis DAOM 181602=DAOM 197198, 1793 nucleotides long. NCBI's taxonomy places the organism in Eukaryota, Fungi, Glomeromycota, Glomeromycetes, Glomerales, Glomeraceae. The record is from RefSeq and is a predicted model, not a curated record.
CUAUUUCUUAAUUAUAACUAUGCUAAAAGAUUUGAUAAUUUUUAGUACAUUUGUUAAGUUAUUAUUAUUUCCUACAUAUCGUUCAACAGAUUUUGAAGUUCAUCGGAAUUGGCUUGCUAUUACACAUAGCUUACCAAUAUCGAAAUGGUAUUAUGAGGAUAGGAGUGAAUGGACAUUAGAUUAUCCUCCAUUUUUUGCAUGGUUCGAAUGGAUCUUAUCACAAUUCGCGCCAUUAGCCGACAAAGAAAUGCUUAGAGUGGAUAAUUUAAAUUAUACAAGUGAUGCAACAAUUUAUUUUCAACGAGCGACAGUAAUUAUUAGCGAAUUAGUACUAUUUUAUGCAUUGAAAAAAUACUUGACAACAAAUAAUAUGAAAAAUAAAAAUUUAUUAAAUAUAUUAGCUGCAUCGAUUUUUCUGAAUCCUGGAAUUUUGAUUGUUGAUCAUAUUCAUUUUCAAUAUAAUGGAUUUCUUUAUGGAAUAUUUUUGCUCUCAUUGGCGUAUGCAAAAGAGGGAAAUGAUCUUAUGUGCGGAAUAAUGUUUGCUGUUUUGCUUAAUUUUAAACACAUUUUUCUUUACCUUGCCCCUGCGUAUUUCGUAUAUCUAUUGAGACAUUAUUGUUUUCAAGAAACCUCAAUACAAGGCACCAAAAAGUUUUCGUUAAAACAUUUUUUUUUUCUUGGUGUUUCUGUCAUUAUAAUAUUUUUACUUUCAUUUGGACCUUUUAUUAUUAUGGGACAAUUGGGACAAGUUCUUUCUCGUUUAUUUCCUUUUAAAAGGGGGCUUUGUCAUGCGUACUGGGCACCGAAUUUUUGGGCUUUGUAUUCCGCGAUGGAUCGAGUGCUGAUCGUUUUUGCAAAACGUCUCGGAUGGACGUUAAAUGAAUCAGCAAUUGGUUCAAUUACAAGAGGAUUAGUUGGAGAUGUUAAUUUCGCAUUAUUACCGCAAGUUAAAGCAAAUCACACAUUCAUUCUUACUUUGAUAUUUCAAAUGGCAUCUCUUGUUAAAUUGUGGAAGCGUCCAAGUUACAAAAAUUUUCUCGUAUCAUUAAUAUUGAACGGAUAUUCUUCUUUUCUAUUUGGAUGGCAUGUUCACGAAAAAGCAAUCUUAUUAGUUAUGAUUCCUUUUAGUUUGAUAUCAGCAGAUAAUAUUGCGCUUUUCCGUUCUUAUAUGAUACUUGCAGUAUCUGGAUUAUAUUCUUUAUUUCCGCUUUUAUUCAAAUUAACAGAAUCUACCAUCAAAAUAGUGAUUUGUUUAUUAUGGUUCAUCUUAACUUUUAUGGGAAUUUUAUCUAAUUUAAAUUAUAAAAGAAACAAUAUUAAGAAAUAUUCUCAAAGUAAUGAAUCAAAAUUAUCAUAUUUAAUUAAAAUAAUAGAAAAUAUAUAUAUGUAUGGAUUUAUUAUAUUACAAUUUUUUACGGGAAUAGUACAUCAAAUUAUUUACAAAGAUGGAAAAUAUCCUUUCUUACCUUUAUUAUCAACAUCUAUAUAUUGUGCUUUUGGUGUAAUAUAUUCUUGGAUUAGAUUAAGCGUAAUUUAUUUUUUGGGAAAAGAUGAUGAAAAUCAAGAAGUUAAUUCUUAGAGUAAAGAAAUAAUGUUCUUUAUAAAAUGAUUGUUAUUAUUACUUAUAAUUUUUUUGAUGGAUUAUAAUAAUUUAAUUUUUUUAAGAUUUUGAAUUUUUAAACAAAGAGAAAUAAAAAGUUCUUUUUUAGAUUUUAAAAAAACGAUUUCAUUAAGUGAAAAUAUUUUUUAACGUUUAUAUUAUAAUGAACAAAUACUCGAUGGUUGAUUUAUUU